This is a messenger RNA of Cucurbitaria berberidis CBS 394.84, 889 nucleotides long. RefSeq lists its product as uncharacterized. The record is from RefSeq and is a predicted model, not a curated record. Bases 133 to 744 code for a protein of 203 amino acids. Lineage: Eukaryota; Fungi; Ascomycota; Dothideomycetes; Pleosporales; Cucurbitariaceae. The transcript has a single exon.
GGGCAUGCAUGUCAGCCUAACGCUACUGCCUUGUAUGCUUCAUCGACGUUGCGUGUUUCAACUAUAUAAAUCCCAAGUCUAAAUAUCCUCUACUGUUCUUCGAUACGACCCCAUCGAACAGUCGCCAUCGUCAUGGACUUCUAUCCAGGGUACUUCGUGGUCACUCCGCUGCUUGCUGUACUGUCAGAAGAAGCAGCAGCAGCGAAUUACACCACAUGCGCAAAUGGUGUAAGGUCUUUCAGCCCCACCGAUCAGUUCAUCUGUGACGCAUGUCGCGCUCUGAAGUUCAGCGAUCGCGUCCUCGAGCAACCAGUGGGUGCAGUCACCCUUAUAAUCGACCGGAAGCCUUCUAGAUUCGAAUCAAUGGAGACCAUGCGUUGCGUUCUUUGUCUGGUGUUAUGUCAAAUCAUUGAAAAUUUCCAUCCCGAUGUUCACUGGGUUCCUACCGCAAUGACCAGCCCACGAUUAUUGGAGAUCCUUUGGAGGUCCUGGGCACCCGCAGCCUCCACUGAGGGAGAAAGGCCUUAUGUCAUCAUAUCUUCCCGCAGCGAUAAAGGUGGCUUCAAGCCUCAACGAGUUCCAGAGCGAUACGAUCACCGUCGCGCGAAGCUAUGGAUUGCGAAUUGCAUCGAGUCCCAUGUCCAGUGUAGCGAUGAAAGGUUUAUAAUUGAUGGAAUGCGACUCAUCGAUUGCCAGACAAUGAAGAUCGUCAACGCCACGCCUGGGGCGUGGAAACUUCAAUAAAGCUAUCACAAAAACCGCCUCACGGAGAUGUGAGUUAGUUGCCACCUGAGAUACCAAGAACAGUCAGAGACGCCAUAACCGUCACCGUCGAUGUUGGCUAUCGCUAUUUGUGGGUCGAUGAGUACUGUAUUGAUCAAGGCCACGA